GCAAUCGGCAAACUCUUUAGACUUUAGAGAGAGAGAGAGAAUCAUAAGAGGUUUUAGACCGAGAAACCGCGUGAUAAAGCCAAGGAUCUAUCUUUGUUCAUCAUCACACUCAAAAUUACCUAACAAAUUCAAGGUUUGCUAUGCCCUUUCUUUCAUCUUCCUUAAUUUCAAUUUCAUCACCAACAUUUCCUGCCAUUCUUCAUCAAAAACUUACAUUGAGCAUAAGGGCUUAAUCAAUUUUCUCCCUAGAUUCUUUAUAAAUUCCUCUUCAAGAUUUCCCUAAAAUUUCACAUAGAACAAAUUGAAUUAGAUGUCAUUUCGUAGCAUAGUUCGCGAUAUAAGAGAUGGGAUUGGGAGCUUAUCUAGACGUGGUUUUGAAAGAAGUAAAUCACAAAGUUUUGUUCAUGAAUUGGAUAACCACUCGGGUAUUGUGAUCAAUAGCCAUUGGGAGGGUUUACCACCCGAAUUACUUCGUGAUGUGAUUAAGCGGUUGGAAGCAAGCGAGUGUACAUGGCCUGCUCGCAAGCAUGUGGUUGCCUGUGCGGCGGUUUGUAGGUCGUGGAGGGAAAUGUGCAAAGAAAUUGUUAGCUCCCCUGAGUCCUCAGGGAAACUUACAUUUCCAAUCUCUCUAAAGCAGCCGGGGCCUCGGGAUACCACGAUUCAAUGCUUCAUCAAGAGAGAUAAAUCUAAUUCGACGUAUUAUCUUUAUCUUUGCCUAAGCAGUGCAUUGGUGGUAGAGAACGGGAAAUUUCUUUUUUCAGCAAAACGAAGUAGGAAAAGUACAUGCACAGAGUACAUCAUUUCACUGAAUGCUGAUAACAUAUCGAGGUCAAACCGUGGAUACAUUGGAAAAGUGAGAUCAAACUUUCUUGGUACAAAGUUCAUAAUUUAUGACUCCCAACCGCCACAUAACACCGCCAACGUGGUCCCACCGGGUCGUUUAGGAUCAAGCCGCCGUUUUUCUAGAAGGGUUUCACCAAAGGUUCCUUCCGGAAGCUUCAACAUAGCUCAAAUUGUAUACGAGCUAAACGUAUUGGGGACACGGGGUCCACGUAGGAUGAACUGCAUAAUGCACUCAAUACCCAUGUCCGCCAUGGAACCUGGCGGCACCACCCUCGACCACCACCCUAACCUGGCGGCACAUUCCUUCAAAGACUCAUUCAGAAGCAUCUCGUUUUCCAAAUCAAUCGAUAGUUUAAGCGAAUUCAGUAGCUCCCGAUUUUCCGAUAUCAUGGGCACAAAUGAGGUACAAAAUGGAGAACAAAUGAAGAACAUGCCUUUGAUUCUAAAGAACAAACAGCCAAGGUGGCAUGAACAGUUGCAAUGUUGGUGUCUAAAUUUUAAAGGAAGGGUAACGGUUGCUUCCGUGAAGAACUUCCAGCUCAUCGCUGCCACCACCACCACUGCCGCUCCUCCGGUGGUGGUGGAUGAGGCAACACCGCCACAAACUGCCCAAGCUCAGUCACAAUCAUCACAUGAUAAGGUGAUUUUGCAAUUUGGUAAAGUUGGAAAGGACAUAUUUACUAUGGAUUAUCGGUAUCCUUUAUCUGCCUUUCAAGCUUUCGCCAUAUGCUUGAGCAGCUUUGAUACUAAAUUGGCUUGUGAAUAAUGGAAUAAUUUGACUUUUCUUGUUGUUAUUGAGGGUUAAUGCAAAGUGUUUUCAUUGAUUUGCUUAUUAUAA
Molecule: messenger RNA, 1681 nt
Organism: Lactuca sativa (garden lettuce)
Lineage: Eukaryota; Viridiplantae; Streptophyta; Magnoliopsida; Asterales; Asteraceae
Product: tubby-like F-box protein 8
Molecular function (GO): protein binding
Source: RefSeq, a predicted model, not a curated record